Sodiomyces alkalinus F11 is the source of this 1355-nucleotide messenger RNA. RefSeq lists its product as hypothetical. The record is from RefSeq and is a predicted model, not a curated record. Lineage: Eukaryota; Fungi; Ascomycota; Sordariomycetes; Glomerellales; Plectosphaerellaceae. The coding region runs from base 317 to 1066 and encodes 249 amino acids. The transcript is spliced from 3 exons.
CUAGGUGCAGGUUUAUUUCACGCCGAGUACAAGAGGUAAAUUUCCGUUGAGAAUUCCACCUAAAUGCUAGAUUGCCUACGACGUAGCCGAUGACCUUCGCUGUCUCACUAUUCAUUCAUCUCCGAACUCUCCUUUGCCUGCCCGUGAAUAGAACCCGCCAAUACCAAAGCCUCAGCCUGACGAUUGCAGUAACUACUAGGCCUUGUCGCCUGUCACCAAUCGCUUAAGCUAUCUCACUGGGAUACUCCCCUCCGCUUCUAAAAACGUGUAGCUUGUGCUGUUGGCUAGCUACCAGGAGAGCGAGAAGACAAACACCAUGGAGACGAUCAAUACCAUGGCCAGUGCUGCCGCAAAAGCUGUCUGGGGUGAUUCUCAGUCUAGAGAGGAGCCAAUCUCAGGCGUCCAGGGGAACACCGCCCAAGGGGAACCUUACGAUGCCGGCAACAUGGAGCCCCAGAAAAUCCAGGCCGAUGCUGCUACUCCCAGGGUAGUGCCUGACGGCUCGAACACUGAUGUCCAUACGAACAAAACUCAAACUGAAAUAGUUGGCGGCACCGUCGCCAGUAUUUCCGAGAUCGACGAUGCCGAGCGAGAAUAUACGACGAAGAAGUCUAACCAGGCCGGCCAUGCCGGUGGUGACUCUAGAGAUGUAACGUCUCAUGUGAACAGGUCAGAGGUUGAGUCCAGCGUCUCCGCAUCGGGCCUAGAUACGCCGGACCCGCGUCCCUUCCAAACCACGCUCGGUGAACAUAAAACCAAGACAGACACCAACAUCGUGAAGGACGAUGCCAAGCACUACCAACUUUUCCAGGAGGCAAGCCGGGACGACGUGCGAAAUGCCACCGAAGACCAUAACGCCGGUGAAAGAUCAACGAAGGCCACAGGCCUUCCAGCUAAAGGACGACGGCUCGACGCAUCGGAGUCUGAGGCGGGAAACGAGACGGGUGGACUCCCACAAGAGGAUGGGCAUGCGUCCCUCAGCAGAGAGAUACAUAAAGACGGCCACGGCGGCAGUGGGAAAAGGAGCCUCAAGGAACGGAUUAAAUCAAAGCUUCAGAAGCACUAAGGUCCGCCAAGUUAGUGGUCCAAGAUCAAUUGAGACUACACCCAAGAGUUCGAAGUGCGUUGUCCGCUUUUGUCUAUUACGGAAUCCAUGUGCCCGCUUGGCUUGGGUCACCCGUGCUUCAUUCAAUCUCGCUCCGGAACGCUAUACAUGCACGAAAGGUUUUUAGCGACACUGAUUAAUAGCAAAUAAUGAGAUGAAAUUGUCAUAACCCUUCAUUCAUGUACACAGGGUUCAUAUACUGCCCGUGGGAGGAACAGGCCACACAACCUGAUACUAUAGCAACAGAUUC